AUGGCUUCCAGAUCAGAUGAGGAUCUCUGCUGUCCCGUCUGUCAUGACGUCUUCAGAGACCCUGUUCUUCUGUCAUGUAGCCACAGCUUCUGCAAAGACUGUCUGAAGAGCUGGUGGAGAGAGAAACAAACACGAGAGUGUCCAGUUUGUAAGAGAAGAGCUUCAAAGUUUGAACCACCUUGUAACUUGGCUUUGAAGAACCUGUGUGAGGCCUUCUUACAGGAGCGGGAUCAGAAAGCCUCAGAGGCGCUCUGCAGUCUGCACUCUGAGCAACUCAAACUCUUCUGUCUGGACCAUCAGCAGCCGGUGUGUCUCAUCUGCAGAGAUUCAGAAAAACACACCAAACACAGAUUCAGACCCAUCGGUGAAUCUGCACGACAACACAAGAAAGAACUUCAGAAAACUCUGGAGCUCUUGAGGGAGAAGUUAAAAAGUGGCAAACAAGUUAAGGUGAGGAUUGAUGAAACAACAGAACACAUUAAGAUCCAGGCCCGACAUUCAGAGAGGCAGAUAAAGGAGCAGUUUAAGAAGCUUCACCAGUUUCUAGAUGAGGAAGAGGAGGUAAGGAUGGCUGCACUCAGGGAGGAAGAGGAGCUGAAGAGUCGUAUGAUGAAGGAGAAGAUGGAGGCUCUCAGCAGAGAGAUAGCAGAUCUUUCACACACAGUCAGAGCCACGGAGGAGGAGCUGAGAGCUGAAGAUGUCUCAUUCCUGUACAACUACAAGGCAACAGUAGAAAGAGUCCAGCAGCGCCUCCUGCUGGAUGAUCUACAGUCGUGCUCAGGGGAUCUGAUAGACGAGGCCAAACACCUGGGCAACCUGACCUUCAACAUCUGGAACAAGAUGAAGGACAUGGUCUCCUACAGUCCUGUGGUUCUGGACCCAAACACUGCUCACCGAGAACUUGUCCUGUCUGAAGAUCUGACCUGUGUGAGACUAGGAGAGGAGCUGCAGCAGAUCCCUGACCAUCCACAGAGGUUUGAUCAUUACCGCAUUGUCCUGAGCUCUGAGGGCUUUAACUCAGGCACUCACAGCUGGGCUGUCGAGGUUGGGGACAGUGCACACUGGACACUGGGUGUGACAACAGAGUCUGUCCAGAGGAAGAGAGUCACAGAGUCUGGAUUAUGGAGAAUAGGGUUCUACAGAGGGAGAUAUUCACAGUGGUCACCACCAGCUCCAGUCACUGCUCUUUCAGUGCAGAAGAAGAUCCAGAAGGUCAGAAUUAAUCUGGACUGGAGCAGAGGAAAGCUUUCAUUCUCUGAUCCUGACACUAACACACACAUACACCUUCAUUUCCUAACGAUACAUCAGUACUGAAUGCACUAGUACACACAUGUAGGUACAAGGGCAGAAAAUAUGAAGUCAGAGAAUAAAGGGUUAAUGAUCUGGGAACUGUU
Seriola dumerili (greater amberjack) is the source of this 1394-nucleotide messenger RNA. RefSeq names its product E3 ubiquitin-protein ligase TRIM39-like. The record is from RefSeq and is a predicted model, not a curated record. Gene Ontology annotation, molecular function: protein binding; zinc ion binding. The coding region runs from base 1 to 1314 and encodes 437 amino acids. Lineage: Eukaryota; Metazoa; Chordata; Actinopteri; Carangiformes; Carangidae. The transcript has a single exon.